GGCGCAAACGCAGCAGCGCAACAACAAUCGGGAAGCGAGGGGGCGUCGGCGGCGGUCGCAGCGGUGAUCGCUGUCAGCAGCCGAUCCCGGAUGUCCCGUUUCCCGCACAAGUCGCACGCGCAGAUGUUGCCGACAUAAUGAACUUGGCCAGUCAGAGUGGAGAAGCUGGCUGCAACCAGCUGCUCUUCGCUAACUUCAAUCAGGACAACACAUCUUUAGCUGUUGGCACCAAGUCUGGCUACAAAUUCUUCUCUUUGUCCUCCGUUGACAAACUGGAACAAAUUUAUGAAUGCACUGACACAGAAGAUGUGUGCAUUGUGGAGAGGCUCUUCUCCAGCAGUCUGGUGGCCAUUGUUAGCCUGAAAGCCCCCAGGAAGCUCAAAGUUUGUCACUUCAAAAAAGGAACUGAGAUCUGCAACUACAGCUACUCAAACACUAUUCUCGCCGUGAAGCUCAACAGACAGAGGCUGAUAGUAUGUCUGGAGGAAUCACUUUAUAUUCACAAUAUCAGAGAUAUGAAAGUGCUCCACACCAUCCGAGAGACCCCACCCAACCCGUUAGGGUUGUGUGCUCUCUCUAUCAGCAAUGACAACUGCUAUUUGGCAUACCCUGGAAGUGCAACAAUAGGAGAGGUGCAGGUGUUUGACACUGUCAAUUUGCGUGCUGCCAAUAUGAUCCCUGCCCAUGACAGUCCCUUGGCGGCACUGGCGUUUGAUGCAAGUGGCAGUAAACUAGCAACAGCCUCAGAGAAGGGGACUGUGAUCCGCGUGUUCUCCAUUCCAGAAGGACAGAAACUCUUUGAGUUCAGGAGGGGAAUGAAGAGGUGUGUUAGCAUCUGCUCACUGGCCUUCAGUAUGGAAGGGCUCUUCCUGUCAGCCUCCAGUAACACAGAGACUGUGCACAUAUUCAAGCUGGAAACGCUGAGGGAGAGGCCACAAGAAGAGCCCACAACCUGGACAGGUUACUUUGGGAGAGCCCUGAUGGCAUCCACCAGUUAUCUUCCAGCGCAGAUGUCAGACAUGUUCAACCAAGGCAGGGCAUUUGCCACCGUCAGGUUACCAUUUUCUGGACACAAGAACAUCUGCGCACUUGCCAUAAUCCAGAAGAUUCCUCGUCUGCUUGUGGCAGCAGCUGAUGGCUACCUUUACAUGUACAACUUGGACCCGCAGGAUGGCGGCGAGUGCACCCUGAUGAAGCAACACAAAUUGGACGGCACAGUGGAUUCAGCUAAUGAAAUCCUCGAACCUGCUCCUCUUGACCGCCCACUCAUUGCACAAGGCUACAGUGCAGUGGUGAUCAAAGGCUACUCUGAGGACCAGGGGGCAGCUGGGGGCAUUGGGGUGGAGGAAGAUAUGAGCUGUCUGCGUUUGGAUGAAGAGAAUGAGCAGCCUCCCAUGACUUUGGAGACAGACUGACCACCUGAUAACCAUUUUGCUUCAAUGGCAGGGGCCAGAAAAUCCAGUGACAUGACAGUGAGGGAGUCUUUGUUGCCUGCUGUGAAUUCGUACUGAUGUAAAAGCUGGAUUAAGGGAGAGUAAGUUUGUUUCAAACUUAACUGUGCAUUCGAAUGUAUGUAUAUAUAGUAAAUAAUAUGCAACAUGUUUUAUGGUGGCUUUUAAGUCCAUGCCUGGCUUCAUCUAUUAACAGAGAUUACAAUGGAUCUGUUUUGUGUGGUGUGUGACGCCUCCUAGCAUUGCAUGUACAUGUGCCAUGUAUAUUAUAUAACUAUAACUCAUUUGUGCUCCAGCGGUCAGGGAACUUUUCCUCAGUUUUUAAAGGUUCUCGAUGUUGUGUUUUUUUUUUUUUAUUAUUUUUAAAGAAAAAACACAAUAACAUCCUUAGAUGGUCAAAUCCACUGCGCUACCACACCCCCUUAAACCCCAAACAGGUUUUCUUAAUUAUCACUGGAACAGUUUAAAACACCUAUGUAAGUAUCAACCUUUGAUUUCAGCACAAUAUAAAACUUCAUGGUUACCAAACUCUGAAUGGGCUCAUUAAUGGGUAUCUUUCUAGGCAGUGCAUUUCAGAAACUGUGUUUUCCUCAUAUCCAGUAGACAGCAACGCACAUUCAAUGAUGAAAUUAAUUUUAAAAAAAGGCAAAAAUUUCAUAUGAGCAAGGUCAUUUACUGUAAUGAACUGUUACUGUAAUCAGCAAGGCAAGUGAAGAGAAGUUGAUUAUGAGUUAUGGUGUGGUGGAGGAAGCUUGGGACUCAUUCUUGCACAAACGUGUCAAAACAGCAAAGAUGACACAGGAAACUGAUAGCUGAUUGUACUUUAGCACCAACUACAGUACAUUACUGCACUUCCGUUUCACUCAUGCGACGCAUGACUUUCAGAUUUUCUUUUGACAUACUUUGGAUAAAUUUUGUUGUUGAUUUUUUUUUUUAUUCUUGGAAAUCGGAAAUGUGAUAUUAAAAGCUGAGUUGUUAUAUCGAAAUUCACGGUAAAAUUUUGAAAUCAGCCGAUAUCUGUUUUACGACUGCCACCAAUGUCCUUCAGCAAAACCUUGUGGAAUCACUCCCUCUGCUCCAGAGAAGUCAAGUCAGUGGUCUUUUGUACACCACCAGGCCCUCAUAAUGAUGGUCAAACUACAACAUCACAUUUAUUUGAUGCUUUUCUCCAAAGCAACUUAUAAUGUUAAGCUACCUUCGAUUACAG
Molecule: messenger RNA, 2658 nt
Organism: Scleropages formosus (Asian bonytongue)
Lineage: Eukaryota; Metazoa; Chordata; Actinopteri; Osteoglossiformes; Osteoglossidae
Product: WD repeat domain phosphoinositide-interacting protein 2-like
Exons: 12
Coding region: 138-1415 (425 amino acids)
Molecular function (GO): protein binding
Source: RefSeq, a predicted model, not a curated record